UAGGUGAUCAAUGAUCAUUGUUGACAGCACACAGUGCACAACAACGAAAUGUGCCCUCUGCAUUUAACCCAUAUGUGACAUAGCAGGGGGCAGCUAAUUCAGCGCCCGGGGAGCAGUGCUUGGGGGCGGGACCUUGCUCAGGGUACCUCAGUGGUGCCUUGGUGGUUGAGGAUUCGAACCAGCAAUCUUUCAAUGUAAUACACAGUGUAUUGUGCUUAUAUUUAAUGUAUAUAUAGGUAUAUAUAGUAUGUGUUAUAUGAUAAUGCAAGCAUACAUAUACUUGUUUUGCAUUGGACUGGGUUUAAAGCACCUCUGUUACAGAGACUUUUGAUUUUGUAAGUAAAAUGAGGGAGGAAGCUUCUGCGAGGGCUUGGUUUCACUUUCACUAGUCUUACACGUCAUGGGGUCUUUUGGGGGACUUUGCUGGGGGGGGGAUUUUCCGUUAUUCAGGGGCUUGUGGAAGGACCGCUGUCUUGCAGCCUCCUCCCUCUGCGCUGGGGGGGCGGGCAGAUAAAGGCGUGCUCUGUUCUCCCCGCUCGCUCAGUGUUUUGCCGCGGAGUGGGUCGCCUAGGCAGGAGAGUGUCGCUAUUGACAUUGUCCGUUUAUCUAGAUCUUACCUAUAGAUUUGCUUCAGUCCAGUACAUUCCUGAAGAAGAUAUUUAGGAUUAUUAAGCUUGUAUGAAGACAUCAGGUAAGAAUGGAUUCUCAUUUGACUCUCAGUACUUUAUUCUUUUGCCUGAAUUUUAAUGGUCAUUGUAUUUAGCACUAGUUUUGUUGCCCCGUUGUUGUAUUUUUCGCCUAAACAUGCCCUCUCCCUUUCCUGCCCUCUCAGUGAGGAUGCUGUCCUCCGAGCUGCGCAACCCGGCCAGCCGGUUCCGCCUGGCCCAGUCUGCCAUUGGCCUGGCAGGUUGUGGCUGUGUGAUGUAUGCCGUGUGGAUGCCCCGUUGGUUUGGCGACCGGGGAUUGUGGGAGAAGGUCAAUGACACAAAGAGGGACACUGAUGAUGUUGGAGUCACCCCCACUGGUGAGGUGGAGUAUGUCUUCGCUAUCCUGUCUUUCCUGAUGGGUCUGAGUUCGGGGGUGCUGUGCCUCACCUUCGCCUUCUGCUGGACGUCGCAGACAGUACGCUCCUAUUCCAACACCCGGUCCCUGCUAAUGGUGGGACAGAUGCUCUACCCCACCACGCUGCUGCUCAUCACGUUGGCAUGCACAGGGUUUUUCUUCCUGCUGUGCUGGUCGUUCUUCACCUACCAGAAAUGGGGAGACAUCAGCGCCAACCCUAGCCAGUUGGGUUCCUCCUAUUGGCUGGGAGCAAUGGGGUUGAUCCUGCUCUUGGUUGUGCUGCCAGUGGUGUUCGUAGCGGAGCAGUGCAUAGUUCCAGAUCCUUUGGCGGAGCUGAAGAACUCGGCAGAAACGUGGUGGAUCACGGUCCCUACGAGCUACAGCGAACACUCCUUAAAUGACAGCAGUAACCAAGAAGGGGAGGACUUUCUCAGGGGGCAGACGAGGUACAUGCCAUUCCCCUGAGUGCCCCCUCAGGGAUGUGUGACUGAAAAAAGCAUGGAAUCCAAAUAUCUGUACUGGUGCUAAAACAUCAGGGUCUGAUCUGAAGCGGGGGGGUCAGGAAUGAUAAAUGGCCAAGAGUCUCUGUGAGAAUUAAACUGGCUUUGCCACCAUAUGGGCAGAGAUUCAAGUUGCAGGAGGCAUGUUCUUAGGAGAUUCUAGGGACUUUGGUGGCCCUAGGCAAAACACCCCCUCCCCCAGCGAUGUACUAUGUAAUCGCCCACCCUCGGGGGCCCGCUCCCAACUCGGGGACCCCGGCCUCUUCCUGCCCUGUCUGGCCUGUCACUCUGCCUCUGGGCAUGUCUAUACUCUAAAGUAAGAAACCUAUCCUGAAUUUCAGUAAAAUUGUCUUGAUCUUUAUAGGACUUAUUUUUGACAAUGUUGAACUUUAAAGUUAGAGACUGACAGAAUUUGUACUCUGAGUUCUGGAACUGUUCUUAUUCAGGCACAAGACUAAAAACCCUUAAUGUGGUGCUAUUGGAUUGCAGGUCUGUGAAAACCGAUGUAGACCUAUGAAAUGGGAAAUGAAAUUGUGUUGGAUUUGCUGGGUAUUUUCUGGGGAAUUUUUUUCUGAUGAAUGUCACAGUCAUUAAUUACUUCCACUUUUCAUGAACUUUCUGUCUGUAUGUUUACACUCCACUGUACACUACAAGUGACACCAACAGUGAACUGUCCAUUCAAGGUGUCAGUGUUAUAUGUCUGAGCAAAUAAAGCUAAAUUACAGUUUCUACAA
This is a messenger RNA of Brienomyrus brachyistius, 2296 nucleotides long. RefSeq lists its product as uncharacterized. The coding region runs from base 805 to 1527 and encodes 240 amino acids. The transcript is spliced from 3 exons. The record is from RefSeq and is a predicted model, not a curated record. NCBI's taxonomy places the organism in Eukaryota, Metazoa, Chordata, Actinopteri, Osteoglossiformes, Mormyridae.